Messenger RNA from Cucumis sativus (cucumber), 1727 nucleotides. RefSeq names its product protein phosphatase 2C 57. The record is from RefSeq and is a predicted model, not a curated record. The transcript has 11 exons. Gene Ontology annotation, biological process: protein dephosphorylation. Gene Ontology annotation, molecular function: protein serine/threonine phosphatase activity; cation binding. NCBI's taxonomy places the organism in Eukaryota, Viridiplantae, Streptophyta, Magnoliopsida, Cucurbitales, Cucurbitaceae. Bases 248 to 1504 code for a protein of 418 amino acids.
UUUGGUGUCGGACCCCACUUAGCGAUGGUAUGGCAUAUGCCUAUGGUGUACGUGAAUCCUCUCGUCUCUGCUGUGGACACUUGGAAGAUUAAAAACUACCUUCAAAUAUGGAAUCUUAAUCUGAUCCCUUAACCCAAUUAGAGGCCUUCCUUCCUUCUCUUAUCUUUCCCUUCUUUAACUCAAUUUCUUUUACUAUAUCUCAAUCUCUGAGUUUCUCCAAAAGUGUUCGAUUUCCCGAUUCAGCAAAAUGGCUUUGCUGAGUCCUCGAUUGCAUAGAUUCCGGCUAACUAAGCUUCACCAUGUCUCCGCCUCCAAACCCACCAAAGCAACUAAGCUCACUCUCAGAAAAAAUUCCAGAUGCUGCUCUGCCAUAGCUAUUGAUGCUCCAUCUUCUUUAACAGAUGCUGCGGGAAUAAGAUGGGGUUCCACUACUUUUCAAGGCUUGCGGGAGGAAAUGGAAGACGAUGCUGUUGUGCGGUCUGAUGGUUUCAAUGACUUCUUGUUUGCUGCAGUGUUCGAUGGCCAUGGUGGCUAUUCCUCUGUCAAGUUCCUAAGGGAGGAGCUGUACAAAGACUGCGUGGCAGCCUUGCAGGGCGGCCAACUAUUGAAUGGAGGGGAUUUUGAAGUGAUAAAAGCGGCUUUAGAGAAGGCUUUUGAUGAUACUGAUAAGAGACUACUCCUAUUGCUUGAGGCAGCUGGGGAGGAAGAUGAAUCUGGUGCCACUGCAACCGUUGCAUUCAUUCGAAAUGAUGUGCUGUUCAUUUCACAUCUUGGUGACUCUUGUGUUGUGUUAUCUCGUUCUGGAGGAGCACAGGUGUUGACUAGUUCUCAUCGGCCUUAUGGAAAUAACAGCACAUCACUGCAAGAGAUUAGAAGAAUUAGAGAAGCAGGUGGAUGGGUGUGUGUUUCUCUUGAAAUUGGCCGCAUGUCUUAUGAGAGCAACUUUGCCCGAAUAACAUUUAAGAGAAAAAGAGUUAGAGAAAGAAAAUUGUUAAUGGGAGAAUCUGUGGGGACAUCUCUGUAUCACGUGCAUUUGGUGACAUACGAUUCAAGACAAAGAAAAGCGAGAUGCUACAGAAAGGAGUUGAAGAAGGAAGAUGGUCAGAAAAAUUUAUUUCUCGGUAGUGUACAGUUCAAUGGAGAUUUGGUUACUGCAUCACCAGAAAUUUUCCAAGUCACACUCGGAUCAAAUGCCGAGUUUGUACUGAUGGCAUCGGAUGGCCUAUGGGAUUACAUGAAUAGCUCUGAUGCGGUUAUGUUUGUUCGGAAUGAACUUAGACAGCAUGGCGACGUUCAGCUAGCUUGUGAAGCCCUCGCCCAAGCAGCCUUGGACAAAGGGUCACAAGACAAUGUCAGCAUUAUCAUGGCUGAUUUAGGGCGGACAGAUUGGCAAAAUUUGCCCCUUCAGCAAGACAAUGUCAUAUUUGAACUGGCUCAAGCUUUGGCUACGAUGGGACUCGUUUCUUUAGGUAUUUGGUGGGCAUCCUCUAGUUUCUCUCUUUAAAGUUGAUGUCUCCCACUGUUGUAUAAUCAAGUUCUUCUUCCAUACUUUUCACCUGUAAAGUGUAAUUGAGUAGUCAUACAAUGUAUCACAUCCUAGCUAGUUUAGUCAAACUUUACAUACCCUCAUGAGAAUGGAAAAUUCUUCUUUCCCUUAUGAUUUGAAUUGUAAACCGUCGAUCUUUGAUUUUUAAUUUUCUAUCAGAAGUAAAAAUGUCUUCAGACAA